AUGAACGAGAAUGAUUCAGAACAGACAGUUCAUGACAGAAUAAACCUCGCCAGGCUGGUUCGAAGGCUAGAGAAGACGGUUGCUAGUGAGGAUUGGACCGACGACCGUCACGGUCUACCUCCCACAUGGAUAAAGACUCGCGGCACAUUGCAGAAAUUGAGACAUGCGCGCAAGCUGCUCAAGAACGCGGAGCUAAACGAGGAUUUGGACAAUGCCGCUAUGUUUCAACGGUAUGAGGAGAUGCGACGCACUUUGGACCGUCUCGAGAAUACGGUCUUGGAAGUGGACAAGCGCGUCUCACUUAAAGCGAUACGUCCGGAGGCCAUCUUACCAUCAUUACCCAUUCCAUCGGCACCUACAGAUGUACCUCAACUAAGCUUGGAGCCGAUGCAGUCGCAGUGCUCGCCAGGUCUAUCAAGCGAACUUGCAGUACCUCUCUCUGCGCAAGAUCUGCUGUUGUCCCCAUCCGACGAGCCUGUACUACAUCAUCCCCUAGUUGAAUCGUCAGGGACCAUCCUCCCACCGUCUUUCGCACCUACUCCCACUCCAGCGAAAGCUACCACAAGCACGUCCAAUCUUACACCGACCCCUGCAUUCCUUCAGAAUUCCGCCGCGGUGCACGAGGAACUCUCCGCACAGCUCGCACAGAUGGCGACACAGCUUAAGCGAAACGCGCUGCACUUCUCCGGCUCACUCGAGGCGGACAAGGCCGUCGUGCUUGCCGCGCAGGAGAAGAUUGAGCGCAAUCACGAAGUCAUGACCAGAGAACGCGGGCGUUUGAAGGCAGUGGGAGGCAAGACCUGGAGCACGACGUGGAUCGUGAUCUCCAGUCUGGUGGUGGUGCUCAUUGCGUUUGUAUUGACGUUCCUCGUGAUCAGGAUCACCUAG
Molecule: messenger RNA, 888 nt
Organism: Sparassis crispa
Lineage: Eukaryota; Fungi; Basidiomycota; Agaricomycetes; Polyporales; Sparassidaceae
Exons: 4
Coding region: 1-888 (295 amino acids)
Biological process (GO): retrograde vesicle-mediated transport, Golgi to endoplasmic reticulum
Cellular component (GO): SNARE complex; endoplasmic reticulum
Molecular function (GO): SNAP receptor activity
Source: RefSeq, a predicted model, not a curated record